UUAACGUCGUGCUCUGCGGUGGACUGCCAAUCAAGCGCAUCAGCUGAGCUGAGGGGGGGGGAAAAAAACAAGGAGAGCGUUUGUGAUUGGUCGCAGAUGGAUGACGAACUGAUCGUGAAAGAAGCGCAUUGGUCAAGCCGGGAGAGGAUUCGGCCAAUAGCAAAGGGACGAGGCGGAGAUUUGAGCUGAGCGCGCACCGUUCGGAGUCGUCUGGACUCUCAAUCAUCUGAAAGACAUGGAGGAAAGUCAGAGCUGAGAGAUCCUGCAGGGGUGAUGCUGGGAGAGCAAGGGCAAGUCUUCCUAUAGCCUGAAAGCCGGGUCUCUGGGAGUUGUACUGGGCAGCCCUCGUACACUGCAGCGCCCCCUGCUGGUCACCUGGAGUCUCCGCUUGUAGCAGACAUGUCACUUGCAAAGGUGAAAGUGGAAAAAACAGACCUGGAGGCAGGGAGCGCUCGCAGCCGAUUGGAUGCAGUACUGCAGGGUCUCCUGGAUAAAAAUGUCGUGGACAGGGAUCAGAUGGAAGAUGAGAGCGGAAAAGCUUCUACCGAUCUGCACUGCAAGGAUUCAUCCCCUUCUGCUGCUGGAAAAAGGCCCUCGGCACGACUUUCUCACCAUCGCCGCAAGAAGAGAAAGGAGGAAGAUGGAAUCACAGAGAGCAGCCAGCCCAAAGCAAACACUUUCAUCAUCCGCCUGUUUGAUAGGAGCGUGGACCUGGCACAGUUCUCAGAAGAAACCCCUCUGUAUCCCGUGUGCAGAGCAUGGCUCCGAAAUGCUCCGACAGCAAGACCCCCUGAGCAGCCCCAGACUCCACCACCAACAGAUGAAUUGUUGGGUGAUGGAGUGAACGGGAACAUUCAGAAUAUUUACCAUUUGCCCCCGCCAUUACCGGGCCCCGUGAGAGAGUCGGGAGAGCCAAUGAACCUGAGGAUUCCUUCUCCACUGCCCCAUCAGGAAGAGCCGUUGAAUCUGAACACACCACCUGAAUUGGCCCCCAGCAUAUCCAGCCUCAUUUAUGAGAAUAUGAAUCGAUGGAAGAAGAUCCGGCAAAGGUGGAAAGACGCCUCUCACCGUAACCAGCAGCGCUUUGCCCAGAGCAUGAAAAUCCUGAAGGAGAUGUACGAGCGCCAGUAAUGGAGCCUGACGUGUCUGUUUGGGGAAUUGUACCCCACAUUCUCUGUACAGAUGGAGCAAAUGGUUUUAAGCAGAUUGGGGUGUUGCCAUAAACCCUCCUUACGUUGA
Xenopus laevis (African clawed frog) is the source of this 1239-nucleotide messenger RNA. RefSeq names its product lin-37 DREAM MuvB core complex component S homeolog (gene lin37.S). The transcript has 11 exons. Gene Ontology annotation, cellular component: transcription repressor complex; Myb complex. The record is from RefSeq and is a predicted model, not a curated record. The coding region runs from base 400 to 1131 and encodes 243 amino acids. Gene Ontology annotation, biological process: negative regulation of transcription by RNA polymerase II. Lineage: Eukaryota; Metazoa; Chordata; Amphibia; Anura; Pipidae.